GCGAUGGAAAGCACGCGUGCGCACGCCCGAUCGUGUGUAGUUCGCGCGUUCUAGUGUGCCGCGACGUCGUGUCCAGGGAAGGCUGCUCGCUGCCGCCCGAAACAAACAAGCUUUGGCUUCGCGGCAAACAACACCACACGUUCGAAACCGCGUACCAACCGGGGCGCUCACCCGUGUUUAGGCGUGCGUGCGUGCGUGCGUCCCAGCGUGUAUAAUAUUCGCGAGUGCGAACGGGUUUUCGGUUUUGUUUCGUUCUUGCUGUUUUUUGUUGUGUGCGGAAAAACGGGCGAAAGACGCACAAAACAGAAAAGCAAACCGGCUGGCUGACUGCUGGUACAGAACGCGGCGCCAAACACUCCCCGUUCUGCGCCCUUUGCCGAACAGCAAAAACGUUGGCCGUUUGUGGCUUUUCUGUGGGGCUGUGUGUCUGAAACCGCGUGGUUUGCGAGUCACCGCGAAAGAACAGCCCCGUCGCUCGGAAGGGGAGGGAGUGCAGCAGCAGCAGUAGCGGCAGCAUCAGCAUCAGCAGCCACCCCAAAAGGUGUGCUGGGCGUGUGGCGGCAAGCAAUCAAUACUGUAAGAGGCGUGUGCAAAAAUAGGCCAGUGCUGAAUAUCGGCAGAAGUGUGGCAGUGUUUUUUGUUAUUGUUGUUCUAGCUGUUUUUAGUGAAGGAUAGAGGAGGGGUAAAGCCCCAUUCGGGAACUACUGCUUACGCCUCGUGCAAUCGUGUGUAUGUGUGGAAUGGUUUAAUAGUAGAAGGUAGGAAAAAAAGAAAGUAGAAACGUCCUGCCAAACGGUCCACGCGGUGCUAAUCGAUGUCGAUAUAUUGCGGAUAGUGUGGGUAGCCAGCAGGCGAAUCGCUGCAAGGAUAGCAGGACCCUGGUCCGCCGUCAGUUCUGCCUCAACAACAACAACAACGACCGGUGGUGAGUGCAAUCGUCGUGUGCCGCAUAUAUCUAUUGAUCCAAUGUUUAUCUGAAACGGGCAAGCCCUUUUCUUUGUCUGGCUUUGGAUGGAGCAAGCGUGCAAAGGAGUGAUAGCUCGCGAUAUCGUGAAGCUCGGUUUUUCCUGUGUUGUCUGUGUUUUUGUUUUUAUGUGUGUGUGUGUGUGCCCUCGUGAGUGUUUGCACCGUUUGAUUCGCUAGAGUAAAAGUGUCUAACGCAAGCCAAGAAGAAGCGCUGGUCUGCCAAGUUCAGGAAGUGAUUAUACGCGAACCGAGCGAAACGUAAGGGCCGGCUGUGUGUGUGCCGCUAUUCGCUGCCUAGCGCACAACUGCCAGCGAAUGAAGUGCUAAUUUGCGACUAAUAUCUUCGAUCGAGCGAUGAGCGUGAAAGCCAUUCUGAUGAAGGCCGGGCUUUAUUGAUGCGCAGGGUACAUUCAUUGGAAAUAUUAUCUGGUAUUAAUGAAUUCCUUCAUCAACCCAUUCCCAUGUGCAGUGCGAUCAUGCACGAAGUCCGAAGUAACAAUAAAAAAGUUACUUGUUGAUGCCGCAACAUAGACGCUUGAAAACAUUGACUGUUUUUUCAGCAAUCAGAUAGAACCGUGCUAGGGACUCGCUGGAAUGAUCAAACGAUUAGCAAAGUUCAAUGCACUCAGCAAAUUGCAAUCGUAUCCAGAUACGGGCACGAGCCAUUUGCUAUGGCCAGCAGAGUACCGCUCACGUACGAAAUGUCUCCAACGGUACACACAGAGGCGGACAUCGAGUCGGCAGUAGCAGUAGCGAAGCAGGUAGCGGAAGCAGUCGAAGAGGAGGAAGGAUCUGCGGACGAUCUCCAUCCUAGGUUGCCGGGCACCACCACCACCGCCUUCCAGCCGUCGCCCGUCGUCGUCGUACCCGGGUCCGUCACCAUAGUCGUUGAGUGUCAUAACGAUGCGGAUGCUGCCGCCGAUGGUGGUACUGAUGGUAGUCGCAUCACCACUACCACCAACAACAACAGUGCUAGUAUGAAAUGUCUCAAUUUUACCACCUCGCCCCACGCAUCCGCUCGCAAUACUCAUCCUGCAUCUGGCCAGGGCUGCAUCUCGAACACGACAGUACAGGACGGUGGUUUCGAAACGACGACAUCAUCACCAUCGCCGCCGUUGUCGCCGCCAAUAGCAACAACAACAACCACAGUAGAUAGUGCAAAGAGUAAUCAAUUCGUCAAUCAUAGCUUUAGCUGCGGAAGGGGGGAAGAAGACAUGGGCACCAGUGGUUCCGUGGUCGUGGCCAGCGAGGAUUGUGCCGAGGCCGCCCAAACGCAACCGGGGAUGACGGAGCUGGCACGCGGCUUUGCGGAUGUAGUGCGCGUGUCGACCAGUGUGCCGCAGCCGGUGACGGUCAGCUGCUGCGCUACCGGACCGGGCGGAAACGGAGUGGCGCCGAGAGGCACGCCGACAGCAGAUAAUGACGACAUGCUGGAAGCGUCCAACCGGUCCGAAUCGCAGCUCGAGAUCAGUGCGGCCGGCAUAGGGCCGGGGGCGGGCGGGCUGCGGGGCCGCGUACUGCCGAAGCUGCAGACGCUCGAGCAGACGACGCGCCCGAUCUACCCGAACGUGCCGUACAGCCCGUACAACAGCCCGUACGGUAGCCCGCGCAGUGGCCGCCGCCGGACACCGUUGCGCGAGUCGAGGCGCGUGUCGAUCGAGCAGUCGGGCAGCUUUCUGCAGCUGAACCAGUACAAACUGCUGGACCAGAUCGGGCAGGGUUCGUACGGUUUGGUGAAGCUGGCAUACUCCGAGGAAGACUCUACACACUACGCCAUGAAGAUCCUGUCGAAAAGGAAGCUCCUUCGCAAGGCGGGCCUGAUGCGCCGGGGACCGAAGCGGGGCACAUCGCCACUGGACCGGGUGUAUCGUGAGAUUGCCGUGCUGAAGAAGCUGGACCAUCCGAACGUGGUGAAGCUGGUGGAGGUGCUGGACGAUCCGCUGGAGGAUUCGCUCUAUCUAGUCUUCGAGUUGGUGCAACAGGGCGAAGUGUUGAGCAUACCGACCGAAACACCCCUGAGCGAGGAACGUGCCUGGAAUGUGUUUCGAGACGUGCUGCUGGGCGUCGAAUAUCUACACUAUCAGCGCAUCAUCCACGGGGACCUGAAGCCGGCCAAUCUGCUGCUGUCCGAUUCUGGCAGCGUCAAGGUGGCCGACCUCGGCGUCUGCAACGAGUUCCUCGGCGAGGAUGCGGCCAUGAACAACGGUUCCACGGCGGGGACGCCCGCCUUUCGGGCGCCGGAAACGCUGCUGCCCGGGCAACACUUCUACAAUGGCAAGGCGGCCGACAUCUGGGCCCUGGGCGCUACACUGUUCUCGCUCGUGCACGGCAACGUCCCGUUCAUUGCCACCUCGGUGCCGGGCGUGUACGAGAAGAUCAAGAACGAUCCGCUCGAGUUUCCGGCGAACUGCUCGAGUGCCGCCGCCAGCACCAUCAGCGAGGAGCUACGCGAUCUGAUCAGCCGUAUGCUCGAUAAGGACCCGCAGCAGCGCAUCACGCUGCCCCAGAUCAAGGAGCACCCGUGGAUGACCAAGCACGGUACGGUGCGGCUGCCGAGCGAGGAGGAAAACUGCCGGCUGGUGCAGAUCAGCGACGAGGACAUGAGCAGCGUGGUCAAGAGCAUACCGAAGCUGGACACGCUCAUCCUGAUCAAGACGAUGCUGAAGAAGCACUCGUUCCAGAACCCGUUCACCAAGGGCAUCUCGGGGCGGGCACCGCAGGCGGGCGGUUCGCGGCUGGAGCGGUUCUGCCGCUCGGGUCGCUCCAACUCGGCGCCGGGCGACUAUCACACCUCGGAACGCCAACCUUCGAGCGAGUCGCUGCUUCCGUCGGUGACGGAAGGGGUGACCAGCCCGCUCGGCAGUCCGGAUGCCACCUCCACCGUCGCCACCAUCACCACCGGCAGCAUCAUCUCCGAGCUGGACAGUCUCACGCUUCGGUCGGACGUAUCGUGCCCAUCCUCCAGCACGGACAACGAUACGGCCACGUCCCUGCUUAGUACCUCCUACUACGAAGUACUGCUGUAGAGUAGCUUCACACAGCCUCCAUCCCCCCACUUGCCUCUCUUUUCUAGCUGCCCCGCGAGCUAACACCAUCCCGAUGGUACAGGGUUCGUCCAUCGAUUGCGCGGGCAUCAAAGAUGGCGUCCGAUUUCGUACACCGUUUCUGCCAACAGUGAGUGUGCAGUGUAGUGUGUACGUGUGUGUGGUGUGUGUGUAGAUAGUAGAGUAGAGUGCGCACUAAAAAAAACAAUCGCACCCUCAACUGUCACCGCUUGACAGUUGGCGACUUAGCUGAUGGAGCGUCUGUGCGUAGUGCACAAAAACAAAACGCCGUAAUAUGACAUUAAUGUUUGGUUUGUUGCAAUUGUUUUAUUGAUACGAAACGCGCCCCAAGGCGUUGUGACAAAGAAGGGAACAAAGUAGAAGCGUUUGGUUAAGCGACAGAGCCUCUGGCAAUAAGGGCUGUGCAAACACAAACACACACGCAUCCCACAGUGUGCAAUAGGACGCUCCCAAAAAACAUAACAAACUGCCCAGACCGUGUGGUGUGGAGGUUUGGGCUCGUUUGGAGGAAAGGUUUUGUUAGUUUUAAUAUACCGAUAGUUGAUUAGUUAAUAAGUGAUCCAGGUUUUAAUUGAGGCCCCGCACAAGUUUCUAUACCCAUACGCUGUAAUAAACACAGCACAAGUCAUCAGAGUUACUAUAGACAUUGUAAUAUCAGACCGUCUACUACUAUUUCGUACUACUACGCACAAAACAAAAAGCACGCUAGCAUGUAAGAGACAGACACGACAGCUUGGCUGCAAUAAUACCCUGCUGCUGCUGCUGCUUUAACUUUGUUUUCAAUACAAAAUUUAAUAAUAAUCAUUUCCAGUACUUUAUUAAGUGAUAGCUCCCACUACCCGUCAAACCCGCUAAAACCGCGGGCAUCGUAAAAAUCUUAAUGUUUAAAAUCGUCACCGUUUGCAACGGCACAACUAACGCUAUUCUUACAUUUUUCUCUAACUGUUGUUGUACAUGAAUAAAACACACGCACACACACAACAUUCCAUUAAGACCGCGGGAAGGGGUGCACCUGUGUUGUGGCAAACUUUCCCGUGGAAAUUCAGAAUUGAAAACGCUUUAAUACUACUUAUAUGAAAUAUAUGAUAAGAAAGGAAAAUAAAUCGAGCUAUCGAAAACGUUCGCACAAAAAAAAGAACCGGGUAUAAACUCGUACUAUAAUUAAAUAAAACGGGAAUUGUAAGGGGGAAAUUUAACCUACACACAACAAGUACACAACAACACACGAACAACACCACACGCCACAGCAAAAUUCAAAGUUGGAAUCACAAUGAUAGAACCAGAAAAAGACCAAUCCGCUAGCCGUUGUCGUCCACCCGCGCCGUUCGCAUGACGCGGGUUAUUAUCGUAUGCUAAGGUAGAUGAUAAAGUAGCAACAAAACCAGAAGCGAUAGAUUUUUUAAACGAUAUCGAACGAGUUUCCUCCAAAGAGACGGGUUUUUUUAGUGGAUAGCCAUUUUUACGGAUACAUUUAUGGUACAGUUUUCCUCGGGCUUUGUUUACCCCUCACACUCCCCCUCCCCCAUCCCAUUUUCCUCGCUUUCCCGCGAUCUAGAAAAGCUAAUCGGUAAGAACGGCUGUUAAGAAGUUAGCGCAAAAUAUAGACACAUUUGUUAGGCUUUGCAAGGGCUGAUAGACUUACUAGAGUAAAGGGAGGAAAAAGGUAGGGUAGGGUGAAAGUAGUCAGCAAUUAAAAUGUAGAAAAGCAAAGGAACAGGAAUCAGCUUGUGAUCCCUUUUGUCCCAACUCCUAACAUUAUUGACAGUUUACCCUUACACAGUUUCUUGGAACGGUACCGAAUCAAAGAUCCUCCUCUUAUCAAGCUCGUUUUAGAGAUAUCAUAGUUAGAACAAUGGUUUUCCUCUCCAAUAGAAAAUCCCUUUAAGUAAUGACUCCCCACCCAGUCCCAUGCUUGUUAGCAAUAACCGCCAUAAACCACCACCACCCCGUGGUUUAAAACCCUGAAAGUGAUCACAAUACAACGAGAAGCAAAA
Anopheles gambiae (African malaria mosquito) is the source of this 6025-nucleotide messenger RNA. RefSeq names its product calcium/calmodulin-dependent protein kinase kinase 1. Bases 1638 to 3992 code for a protein of 784 amino acids. NCBI's taxonomy places the organism in Eukaryota, Metazoa, Arthropoda, Insecta, Diptera, Culicidae. Gene Ontology annotation, biological process: positive regulation of protein kinase activity; intracellular signal transduction; protein phosphorylation. Gene Ontology annotation, cellular component: cytoplasm. The record is from RefSeq and is a predicted model, not a curated record. Gene Ontology annotation, molecular function: calcium/calmodulin-dependent protein kinase activity; calmodulin binding; ATP binding. The transcript is spliced from 12 exons.